Molecule: messenger RNA, 960 nt
Organism: Podarcis muralis (Common wall lizard)
Lineage: Eukaryota; Metazoa; Chordata; Lepidosauria; Squamata; Lacertidae
Source: RefSeq, a predicted model, not a curated record
AUGUCUGCCUUUGGCGGCGCUUACAAUGGCACCCUCCACCCUUCAAUCUUCCUCCUGCUGGGGAUCCCAGGGCUGGAGGCGGCUCACGUCUGGCUGGCCAUCCCCCUCUGCUUCAUCUACGUGGUGACUGUGUUGGGGAACUGCACCAUCAUGUUCGUCAUCUGGGUGGAAGAGACCUUGCAUGAGCCCAUGUACUUAUUCCUCUGCAUGCUGGCUGUCAUUGACCUGGCUGGAUCUACCUCCGUUGUGCCCAAAAUGCUUUGCCUCUUCUGGUUCGGCUCACGAGAGAUUCGCUUUGAAGCUUGCUUGACACAGAUGUUCUCCAUCCAUGCGCUGUCCAUCAUCGAGUCGGCCAUUUUGUUGGCCAUGGCCUUUGACCGCUACAUGGCCAUCUGCCAACCGCUGCGCUAUGCGGCCAUCCUCACAAAUCCUGCCAUCGUGAAAAUUGGCUGCCUGGCGGUUGCCAGGGGGGCCAUUCUGACUGCCCCAUUCCCCAUCCUUGCCAGCAGGCUGCCUUACUGUCGAACCAAUGUGGUCCCCCACACCUACUGUGAGCACAUGGGCAUCGUCAGGCUGGCCUGCGCUGGCACUGUGAUCAGCAACAUGUACGGCUUGACCGUGGCCUUGCUGGUGGUGGGCCUGGAUUUAACGUUCAUUGGUGUGUCCUAUGCAAAGAUCAUUGUGACCGUGCUGAGGCUGCCAUCUCGGGAAGCCCAGGCCAAGGCCUUCAACACCUGUGGUUCCCAUAUCUGUGUGAUUGUCUUGGCCUACACACCUGCCCUCUUCUCCUUCCUCACACACCGCUUUGGCCACAAUGUGGCCCCCUACAUUCAUAUCCUCAUCGGCAACUUCUAUAUUCUGGUGCCUCCCUUCUGCAAUCCCAUCGUCUAUGGUGUGAAGACCAAGCUGAUCCGUGACAAGGUGGUCGGCUUACUCCUGAGGAGAAAAGAUGUCUCCUAA